AUGGCUGGCUUAUCCGUCCUGCCAGAUCGCCUAAAGCGGAGCAUCUUCAGCUUUACAUGGGAAGCUAUCAGGCAUAGAGGAGAGAAAGUUGAUUGGGUUUCUCUUGUCUGGUUUAAAGGUCAUACUCCAAAGCACGCCUUUCAUAUGUGGGUUACUCAACAGGAUAGGUUGCCUACUCGCGCACGGCUUGCUACUUGGGACCCAUGUAUUGAUGCAUCUUGCCUUCUUUGUGAUGGAUGUGCUGAGACAAGAGACCAUUUAUUUCUGAGAUGCAGCUUCAGUGAACAAGUCUGGCACCUUGUGACCAAACGUCUAAGCUACCGGCCUACUCUGUUCCAUACUUGGACAGCCUUUGGUGACUGGCUUAGUUCAUCAGACUCCACAUGCCCUACAACGCUCCGUUGGCUUGCUGCUCAAGCAACAAUCUACCAGCUCUCGGCAGAACGCAUUAAUAACCAUCUUCACAACACAACCUCUUCUACGCCUCAAAAGAUCCUCAAUGACCUAGACAGGCUAAUACGUAACUCAAUCCUUGCAAGGAAAAAGCGAAGGAAAUUCAGAGGUCUCAUGCAAGUUUGGCUAAAGCAUUUUUGA
Messenger RNA from Brassica napus (rape), 594 nucleotides. RefSeq lists its product as uncharacterized. The transcript is spliced from 2 exons. Lineage: Eukaryota; Viridiplantae; Streptophyta; Magnoliopsida; Brassicales; Brassicaceae. The record is from RefSeq and is a predicted model, not a curated record. The coding region runs from base 1 to 594 and encodes 197 amino acids.